Messenger RNA from Hyphopichia burtonii NRRL Y-1933, 1619 nucleotides. RefSeq lists its product as uncharacterized. The coding region runs from base 216 to 1613 and encodes 465 amino acids. Gene Ontology annotation, cellular component: SAGA complex. Lineage: Eukaryota; Fungi; Ascomycota; Pichiomycetes; Serinales; Debaryomycetaceae. The record is from RefSeq and is a predicted model, not a curated record. The transcript has 2 exons. Gene Ontology annotation, biological process: regulation of transcription by RNA polymerase II. Gene Ontology annotation, molecular function: transcription coactivator activity.
UUUUUCUUUUUCUUUUUCUUUUACUUUCAUUUAUUUACCUUUUCUAACCUUUCAAUUCUCUUACUCUGUUUGGUAUCUUUCUUUUGCAGCUUGUUUUCCAGGAAUUAUUUGAAGAUUUUCAAUUGAAAUUGCGGUGAGGGAGGAAUUUGCAUCAAGAAACUAAUUAGAGUUUAAGUGUAUUAUAAUUACUUUUCACUUCUGUAUAUAUACUGAUAAUGUCUACUACUAUCACUAAUGCUCAACCAGAAGCCUCACAAUCUUCACCUCAGCAGGUGAUACAGGCAUCACCAUCGACACAACAACUGCAACAGCAGCAGUCUUCUAAAUCCAAUAAACGACUGGAACUUGAAAAAUUGAUACGAGAAUUCCAGAAUAAAUUAGGUAAUGAUUGGGAUAAGUAUCAUGAAUCAUUGAGUUUGUUUUUGAUUGGGAAACUAUCGAGAAAUGAAUUGGUGAAAACUAUAUCACCAAUAUUGAAAAAUGGUUUAAUAAAGUAUCAUAAUCGUUUAUUGUUGUUGAAUUUUGCUAACUCUUUGAAAGAUGGUCCUUUGGAUUUUCAAAAUGAAAUAGCUUCAUUUUGGAAUAAAAAAGCUAUUAAACCGAAAAAUGUUAGAUCAUCUCAAUAUGAAAAGUUUAAACAAAAUAUCAUGGGAUUACCUAUCCGUGAGAGAAGAAGAAUUAAAAGUAUCACCAAAGAAAGUGGUAAAAAGGGUAAGCUUAGUGCUUCAAUUACUCUUACCAGACAUUCUUUAUUACCUAAAAUACCAAUGAUUCAAGAUAAAGAAGAACAGCAAAAUCAAGUUAACAAUCUUGUUCAAUGGCAACAAGAUGUUGUCAAUGGUAUAAAUACUCAAAUUUGUACAGAUAACUAUGAAUUACCUGAUUUGGAUAACCUUUCUAGACGUGUUCUUAUGAUUAUGAGAGAAUACGGUUUAACUGGUGGUUUAAAUGCUAGGGUCCUAGAAGUUAUUUCCUUGGGUUUAGAGGCACAUUUGGCUAACAUUUUUGAAAGUGCAAUUGAUGUUGCCAAAUAUAGGUCAAAUAAAUUUAGUAAUAAUGAUUUUAUAUCUACUGCUAAUUCAAUAAUUGAUGAAGAAAAGAAAAAAUUUAGAAGCCCAAAGAAAAGAAAAUUAAAUGAACAACCUAAAAAGAAAGAAACUAUUUUAAAUAUAGAAGAUUUAUAUAAUACUUUCGAAAUGUUCCCUCAUUUAAUUGAACCUUGCGGUCCAAAACUUCGAUUAUCGAAUGUCAUGCUUCAAAAUGAUGAUACCAAUAACAAUGAAAGAUUACCUUAUAAUUUACCACCUAAAAUUGAACCUAUAAUAGAUUCAGUAGCCACUGCUAAUCCAAAUAUCCCAGGUAAUAGCAAUGGGCCAAGUCCUAAUACCGCCAAUGGGGUUUUGAAAAAACCCGACUCCCAUAAUGAAAAUAAUGAAAAACAACCAGAAGGUAUUAAUCCAACUGUAAAAAAAGAGGAGCCAGCCAUGCCUUCGAAACAACCAUCAAUUACAGGAAACUCAGCUUCUCGCACUCCUCAACAAUCUGAUAACUCGCAUAUUGGUACUACUGAUGAACUAAAAUGGGUGUUGCAUGAUCUUAUAUCCACGAUGUAAACGAAC